AUGUGGGAGGGAAGUGAAGUAGUUGGAGGGAGAAGGAAGAGUGCCCGAAUAUCGGCAUUGAAUGAGGUGAAGAGGAACAAUGAAUUCUCCAAAUCCGGUAACAACAUUGUUGGCGAGAAUGGUCAGAAUCAGGCUCAUGUUAGAGCAAAAGCAGCAGCUUCUGCUGCCAAGAGAGGCCGCAAGCGCAAAAGACUUAAAGAUGUUGGCCUAUCAUCUCAACAGGAUGGUGAAGACCAAGAACAAGAAGACAAUUCGAUCAUGAACAAUGAAGGAGAAAAUCUGUCAUCUGAUGAGCAAGUGCCACAAAAACGCAUAUUUGAGUUCAUCCUUGAUACGCUGCAAAGGAGAGACGUAUUUGGAAUAUUUGCACAGCCUGUUGACCCUCAACAGGUGAGGUCCUAUUACUCAAUUAUCAAAGAGCCAAUGGAUUUUGGCACCAUGAGGGCAAAACUACAUGAAGGAAUGUACAACAACUUGGAAGAAUUUGAGCAUGAUGCGAUUCUGGUAUCCAAAAAUGCAAUGCACUUCAACUCAUCAGCCACCGUAUAUCACUUCCAGGCUCAGCGCUUACAAGAACUAGCCGAGGAGCUUUUCAGGGAUCUGAAAACAGAUCCUGAACGGUUUCUGUUAGAAAACUCGCUGAAAAGAAGAUGCCCUGAUAGGAAGCCCCAAAGUGAAGCCAGAGGUUUAUGCAGAAAGCAUGCUACGCCAGGGAGUGUCAAAAGAAGAAAAACAGAUUCGAAACCUGGAUUGAGAGAUGGAAGGAAUUCAAAUUUAGCUGAAACUCAGCGGCGUCAAACUUAUUGGAGGCCUUCCAAUGACGAUGAAUCUUUAUUCUCAACUGUCUACAAUUUCCCCAAAUCACUUUUCCAUAUUGAUGCUGGUUUUGGAUAUAGAGGAAGUCUCAUGCGGUUUAUUAAAGAUUUGGGGCCAACAGCUCAAAUGAUUGCCCAGAGAAAGUUAGAAAGUCUUAUUGAAGCUCCAAAUUGCCAGUCUCAGACAACCCCUCCAGUCCAGACCCCAAAUGAUCCGGCUUCCACCCUAUGUGCCCCAGAAGUACCUGGUCAUCCUGCUAUUGUUAAUACCGGCCAAACGACUCAAAUGCAACAUAAUUCCCUAUAUAACUUCCCAAGGGAUGCUAAUGUUUCAUAUUUUCAUGGUGAUGCUUCUGCACGAAGAUAUGCCCCCACCAGAGCUGGCAUAUGUAUCAAUGAGGGUGCUAACAAGGGAAAUAUGAUUGUUCCUGGCACAUCCAGAUUAGGCAUGGAGAGCAAUCUAAAUGACCCAAAAGGGAAAAUGAUUCUUCAGGUAGCCAAGGGAAAAGACACUUAUAACAAAGCUUUGCAUGAACAGAUGGCCACUGAUAUUAACAAAAACGUGAACAUCCCUGGUCUUACCACUGGCAUAGGACUUCAGGGAAGUAACAUGGAAGUCAGAGCUCCUCAAAAUCAAAACAGCAAGGUUCAGUUAGAAUCGUAUAUUCGUGUCGUUAGAGAUUUGAGUAGUCCUGGGACCUCAAACAACAGCAUAAAGUUUAGGACUGUGGAUAUGUUAGCCAAAACUAACAACCUAGGAAACCAGCUGCUUCAGCAAGCUCAGUUGUCUAGAACUGCAUAUCACUCUAAUCAGUCAAGGCUGCUAGAGAUCAUGUCUAGAAGCAACACCUAUUUGAGGCCAUCAUCUUACAUGCCUUCACCAGCUCCAAAGUUGUCAAGUUUGAGUCAGGCACAAACUUCCUUUUAUGAUUUUGGCUCAAAACUGAAUAACAAUUAUGCAGCUAGCUCGGCACAGGCAGGUCAUCUUUCUCAACUAAAUAACUAUGCAGCAAGCUCAGCACAGGCAGGUCAGCUAUCUUCACUGAAUAACUAUGUAGCUAACUCUGCACAGGCAGGUCAGCUGGCUCAAUGGAACCAUCCCGGUACAGCGCGAAGUAUGCAAGAAAUCGGUAGAUUUCCAAGUAUGAAAGUGAAGCUUGGUGAGGAUCACAGGCCAUUGGCAAAUGGUAUGUUUAUGAGGAAAGAACAAGAGCUUGUGUCAUCAGCUCAGGGAAUAAUGAAGCCCCCAUUGUACAAUGAAAUUGGCAGCCAUGAAAGAGCUACAAUUCAUCAAUGGUACCAAGAGGAGCCUACUUCUCCAUCUUUUAUAUCUUUGCUGGAGGACUCUCAGCAGCCUAACUUGGCUCUGCAGCUGUGA
Messenger RNA from Prunus armeniaca (apricot), 2193 nucleotides. NCBI's taxonomy places the organism in Eukaryota, Viridiplantae, Streptophyta, Magnoliopsida, Rosales, Rosaceae. The record is from the annotation of a GenBank genome assembly.